Messenger RNA from Colletotrichum higginsianum IMI 349063, 648 nucleotides. RefSeq lists its product as uncharacterized. The record is from RefSeq and is a predicted model, not a curated record. Bases 1 to 648 code for a protein of 215 amino acids. Lineage: Eukaryota; Fungi; Ascomycota; Sordariomycetes; Glomerellales; Glomerellaceae. The transcript has 3 exons.
AUGUUCCUCAUUCUCUUGGCUUGCUUGGAAGCCUUCGCUUUCGGGCUGUCACCUGCUAGUCCAGAGUCUCGAGGCCAGCUCUAUUAUGUUCGCCGUUUCGAGAACACCACCACCAACACCACCACCACCUGGGGCCAAGGAGUGCACACCACAUGCCAAAUUGGAGUCGGUUCUUGCAGCAAGGUCAACAGCAUUAUCUGGCCCAACACCACUAGCCUACACGCAGGCGGCCGUACACAUCUCGUCAACCACGAUCGUUACGACAUCCGCAUCGACGUUGGGAACAGGAAGCACCCCUGGUGUCCCCAGCGUUGGAAACACCACUGCCAAGGUCACGACAACGGUCGUAGAUAUUCAAACUGUGGUUUCGUCGGUAUCAUUCGGGACGACCAUAGUCAAAGACCCGUCGUCAACCUUGGUGUCCGUUCCACCGGUGAUCUCUUUGGUGCCGACUGUACUGCCGACUGUACCGCCGACUGUGCUGCCGUCGUCAACACCACAGACCACUACUUCUCUGGCUCCCUUUUCGUUAUCUUCAUCAGUUCUUUCGAGUACCAGUCUUUCGAGGAUUGGUCUGUCGAGUACCAGGUCGAGUACCAGCCUGUCGACUGCUUCUCCAGCCUCAACAGCCUCUUCUACGUCAACUGA